ACUUUUUGCCAUGAGUAAGAUGGUUUGAGUUUUGAUCAUAGAGUCAGGGGAAAGGUUUGGGGUUUUUUCACUUACAAAGGCAAGAUCUUUCCUUGCAUGUUAAAGCUGAUUGGUAAAAAUAUCACAUUUUUACCAAGUGGGCCUCCACAACAUUUUGCUACGAUUAUCUAUGAUAAUCACAAUACUGACUUAUGUCAUAUGUUUGUGCAUUGAUAAGUGUGUUAGAAAUGUAUAAAAAAAAAGUAAUAAUUUUGAAAGAAAAUGGAGUGUGCAAAAAUAAAAAAUAAAAUAAAGAAAAGGAGGCGUGGCCAAUCGGACCCGGUUUGAGCCUCCAUCAUGUCUCCAAAAAGUGCUAUUAAAGUCUUCCUGGUUUCUUCAAUGGUUCUCAGGAGACAUUAAAUAUACAACAUCAAUUACUGAGCUUCUUCUUCUUCUCUCUCCUUUAAUGUAGAGAGAGAGAGGGAGAGAGAAGAAGAAGAAGACAGAGGUCCAAAACCCACAUGCUCCUCCUUUAUUACUCUCACUCUCGACCAUAUAGAAUGUCGGAUCUAGAGGCAAGAGUUUGAAGAUGUUGAAGUCAUGGGUUCUGUCCCUUUUCUUAGCUCUGCUCUUCUUUUUCCCCUGCAUUUCACUUGCUUCUUCCUCCAAUGAAUUUACUGACAUUGAAGUCGCUGACCAGGAACGAGGUUCCGUGGCUUCGGCCAAAUCCAAGGACUUGAAGGAGGCUAGCCACAGAGGCGAGAUCAAUGUGGAGGAUUAUGGUACGGUCGACCCGUCUCCUACGACCAAAGCUUCAAUCAGGCCAGGACCUAUACAGCACGGCAGCCCUAUCAACCCGUAUAUCCCGAAGCCGCCUACUCCUCCUCCGGCUAAUCCUGAAGAUGGCGGAUAAGAUGCCUUUCGGCCUAAGCUUGGGUUUGAAUGCCUCUAUUUGCUCCACCGUCUCUGUGUGUGUGUGUGUGUGUUCGCGCUUGCUCUAGGGUUUCUUCGUCUGUGUAAGUUGGUAGGAUGCUUGUAUUUUCCCAUCUUCAAGUGCUUUUUAUAUGGACCACCUGUAUGCAUAUAUCAUUAGAACUAGAUGUUGUUUUUGUUGAAUGAAAUA
Molecule: messenger RNA, 1102 nt
Organism: Tarenaya hassleriana
Lineage: Eukaryota; Viridiplantae; Streptophyta; Magnoliopsida; Brassicales; Cleomaceae
Exons: 4
Coding region: 569-892 (107 amino acids)
Source: RefSeq, a predicted model, not a curated record